AUGGCUGAGAGCCAACGGCUCGUCCUGUCCGCACCUGAGCUCCUCGAAUAUAUUCUCCUUUACCUUGAUAUUCAAUCCCUGCUGACCUCAGCCCAGCGAGUUUGUCACUCCUGGGCCAGGCUCAUUCAAGCUUCCCCAAGGCUACAGCAGGCCCUGUUCUUUAAGCCGAUCCCACCAGAGAAGUGCCACGAAAAGUUGCGUAAUCCACUCCUAGCGAAAGAAUUUUGGAAUUUCUUUCCCCCUCCCCAGGACCCAUCCGGUGUGAGAGAAUGCACCUACCUGAUGCUGUCCGGGCCGGAGGCGAGUGAGAGGCGCCAGAAACUUUUCCGCCGCGAAGCAAGUUGGCGUCGGAUGUUGGUGCAGCAGCCCCCUGCGUCUCUUGCCUAUGUGCAAGCUACUUCUCCUCGCGGGGAUUGGAUCUUCAAGCACUAUUAUCUCCCAUGCGACGCCGCUCCCAUGACUCACUGGGUUAAUGAUCAGGUUCAGAUGAAUCUGAUAGGGCUGCGGAUGAAUAUGCUCUAUGACCUAGUUUCUGAGAGCCUUUUAGGAGGCCUACGCCAGCACUGGAUCUGCUGGGAGGGCCAUAUGCCUCCACAGUUUGGCCCGCUAGUUUAUAUAGAGGAGUUCAUGCCCUUGGUCGAACGGGCGAUACAGGAAGCCGAUGUGGUGGUCAUCGAUCAUUGGCGGACAAUCCGGGCCGCGACUAUACCAUUCACCUGCUACUAUUCUGCAGAAGGUGGACCAGACGUUGAACAGGAUCAUCCGGUCAGCUCUCGCAGUGAUCCCACACAAAAUCUGUGUAUCGAGACACUGAACAGGGCUGGCUCGGACGUCAGUCGUGCCUCUGAUCGUCGAUCCAAGUUACUUUCUGCUUUUCGAACCUUGCAGUAUCCUUUUCGGGAUUGGGGGGUGGACUCUAACUCAACAAGGGUGUCUGGUCUUGCUUGUUUGAAGCUGCGGGAGGAGAAGUUCAUCCCAAGGGAAGAGAGCAGCGACGAAGAGAGCAACGAUGAGGAAUGCUAUAUAAAGUCCAUUAUCUAUUAA
Aspergillus lentulus is the source of this 1044-nucleotide messenger RNA. RefSeq names its product F-box domain protein. The record is from RefSeq and is a predicted model, not a curated record. NCBI's taxonomy places the organism in Eukaryota, Fungi, Ascomycota, Eurotiomycetes, Eurotiales, Aspergillaceae. Gene Ontology annotation, molecular function: protein binding.